Molecule: messenger RNA, 3201 nt
Organism: Galeopterus variegatus (Sunda flying lemur)
Lineage: Eukaryota; Metazoa; Chordata; Mammalia; Dermoptera; Cynocephalidae
Product: putative testis-specific Y-encoded-like protein 3
Exons: 1
Coding region: 1-1029 (342 amino acids)
Biological process (GO): nucleosome assembly
Cellular component (GO): chromatin; nucleus
Molecular function (GO): chromatin binding; histone binding
Source: RefSeq, a predicted model, not a curated record
AUGGCCGACGAGGGGGCGGGGGCCCUGGACACCGCCGCGCGCCCAUCGCCCGGCCCCGCGCAGGAGGGGGACUCGCGCCCGGACCCCGCAGCGGGCCUUGGGGUCGCCCCACCUGCCCCCGGGCGCCGAGAAGCGGCCUUCGCGGCGACUGUCCCGAGCCUGGAGAACAAGGCUCCAGAAACCUGUGGCGCAGAGGCGUUGGGGGCUAGGGCGGGAGCCGGCGGGAGGGCCGAGGAAGUGACGACUGGGGAGGGCGCCAUCUUCAUGGAGGAGACAACGGAGGAGGUGGAGAAGCAGCGAGUGGGGGAGGGGAAGCUGGAGGUGGGAGAGGAGAAGCUGGAGGUGGGAGCGGAGUCCCGGCAGGGCCCGGGGCCCCUGAACCUUGGCGGCCUAGUUGUGGACCCCCUGGAAGCCAUCCAGUGGGAGCUGGAGGCCGUGAGUGCCCAGGCUGACAGGGCCUACCUCCGCCUUGAGCGCAGAUUUGGGCGGAUGCGUCGUUUGCACCUAGCCCGUAGGAGCUUCAUCAUCCAGAAUAUUCCGGGUUUCUGGGUCACCGCCUUCCUGAACCACCCGCAGCUGUCAGCCAUGAUCAGCCCCCGAGAUGAAGACAUGCUCUGUUACCUGAUAAAUUUGGAGGUGAGGGAGCUCAGGAACACCAGGACAGGUUGCAAAUUCAAGUUCCGCUUUUGGAGUAACCCCUACUUCCAGAACAAGGUGAUCGUGAAGGAGUAUGAGUGCAGAUCUUCAGGUCAGGUGGUGUCUAUUGCAACUCGCAUCCGAUGGCACCGGGGCCAGGAACCCCCGGCCCUGAUACACAGGAACCGGGACACUGUCCGAAGCUUCUUUAGCUGGUUUUCACAGCACAGUCUCCCAGAGGCAGACAGGGUUGCCCAGAUUAUUAAAGAUGACCUGUGGCCUAACCCCCUGCAGUACUACCUGCUGGGGGAUAGGCCCUGCAGAGCCAGGCGAGGCCUAGCCAGGUGGCCCAUAGAGGCCCCUCCUAGGCCCUAUGGGUUCCAGUCUGGCUAAGUACUGCCCAGAGAUGUGGCACUGAUGUAAGAUCCCCUUUUGCCUCCUGUGGACCUGCACACAGGCCAACAGCAUACACUCUGCUAUCUGCUUUCUCUUCUGUGCACUCUGGCUCCUCUGGAUGUUCAGUGAACUCAGCUCCAAGAUUGUGGCCUUCAUGGCUAAUCUCUGCUGUUUCCAUGUGGCCUUCAUGUUGUUCUGUGUCAGCAUCACAGUACUGUCACACACCACUCAUCUACAGUAAGCACCCAGUGCUAUGGAUGUGUACUGCCAUCAUCUUCAUGGCCUGCACAUAUCUGUGACCAUGGCCUUCCCACCCAUUGUUGACACAGGCACCCACAAGUCAUCACUAGGGGGACCAGUGCCUCUUUGAGGUCUCCUGCUUGAAGGCUACAUCAUGUUAGCCUUGCUCAACGAUGCCCCUGCACACUAUGAGUGAGCCUCAUCACCCAAGGUGAAGUGGGUGCAUUUGGUGCUGGCUGCCAACCAGACUUGGACAUUCCAUGCCCUCAGAACUACAGGCCAGGCUACUACCAAAGGGACUGUUCAGCAUCUGGCAGAAUGGGCAUGCAGCCAGGCUGCUGGGCAUGGGUGAGGUCAAGGGCAUGAAGAAGUGGACUGCACAUUCUUUGUGUGAUCACACUGCUCUUCCUCCCCAUGUUGGUCCUGCAACAAAGCCUGCUGUUGGCUUGUGAAUGUCUGUGCUGUACUACACCAGUGCCUGUAGUUUUGCCCAACGAGUUUUGCCCAAGCCACCAUCAGUCCUGCUGCCUUCUCCCAGGCCUACAAGCACCUCAAGAAUUGCCUCUGGACACAGGUGGGCCACCUGCUAAUGCACAGGAGAGCCCUAAUCCCCCGAGAACUCUGGCAGGCUGGCAUAUCUGAGCAUGUGUUUUAGGUGAGGGCAAGGAUGGCAUCCCUCCCAGAAGCCUUGGUGACUGGACCCACACAGAAGCCAGGCCCUUUGCCAGCUCCCGUUGCCUCCCUUGUUUUUAGGCUGCCAGGUUGCUGGUGCUGGGGCGGGUGGUGUUUCUGGUCAUGGAGCCUGUCUACACCUACUCAGACCUCACAUCGUUUUUUCAUUCAAGUGAUGGCUCAGAGAGGGAGAGUUUGUCCUGUAGACUGCCAGCGUUCUUUUUGCCCCCCUGCUCCUAUGCCCCACCCCCUCUAGCAAGGCCUAGAAUCUUCAAAGGGGGACAUGCAGGACUUCUGAACAGAGAGACGAGAAGUCCCCAGUGGCCGGAAUAAUCAUUUCAUUUUAUGCUGUGCUCUUUUAGACUAAAUUUAGCCCCAACUCUUCUCCCUCCACCAGAUCCAAACCCCUUCCCCCUCCCUGUGGGUUCCUGUGAGCUGUCCCUCCCUGCAUUUCUUGUUUUCUGCUUUUUUUGACGGCUGGCCAGUCAGGGGAUCCAAACCCUUGACCUUGGUGUUAUAACACUGCACGCUAACCGAGCUAAUUGGCCAGCCAGAUUCACCAAUAUAUUUUGUAAACGAGAAGAGUAGCAGAACACUGCAACUUUAGAGGUUUUCUUUCAGUAUGACCUUCUGUAUGUAGAAAGUUAAUGCUAUAUGCUUUUUAUUUUGUUGCUUUUGAGUAAGACCUUGUGAAUCUCCUUCUCUGUUUCAGCCCACUGGAGAAAUUGAGCUGUACAGGCCUGUUUGUUGCUUUUAGUUGAGAAUGUUUAUAAGGCUGUCAGUGUAAUUCUUCUUUGCCAUUUAGAAACUUAUGUGACUGUUCACAGUUGUUAUCAAGCUGUUGUGGCCUGUUACUAUAACUCUGUACUUAGAAUGAGUUUGAAUAAGGUGGUUUUGUAGGACUUAAGACUAGAAGUUGUUACCAUGUUCUGUAAGGAUAACCUCCAGAAAGAAAUCUGUAACUCUGAGGGUCUAUGAUGAUUCUGUGCCCUGCUGGCUGUGUUGUAACUGACAUCGCUGUAGCUGACAUUGCUGCUUCUUAAAAGAAAUGUUCCUGUAGUUGCUUUGUCCAAUUAGAAGAGAAUUCGUGGCACUUUUGUCUUCUAUAUGCAUGAUGAAAAAAUAAAAACUUUGCGGUUUUUAUUGGGAAAAAAUAACUUAGAUCAUGUUACUCCCCCAUCUAAAACCCUCCACUGGCCAAAAAAUUUUAAAGAAAUAAAAAUAAAGUCCCAAUUCCUUGGUUGACAAAGCUCUGAA